Molecule: messenger RNA, 3930 nt
Organism: Linum tenue
Lineage: Eukaryota; Viridiplantae; Streptophyta; Magnoliopsida; Malpighiales; Linaceae
Source: the annotation of a GenBank genome assembly
AUGGAAGUCAUCGGAACCGCACUUCUCUCCGCCGUUUUCGAGCAGCUCAUGGAAAAGCUCGCGUCCCGAAGCUCCCUGAACUUCGUCCGCGAGACCCAAGUCCUCAACAAGCUGAAGAAAUGGGAAGGCAUGCUUGCCGCCAUCCACGCCGUGCUCGACGACGCCGACGAAAAGAAGCUCGAGAACGAGUUCGUCGGGAAAUGGGUGAGCAAGCUCCACGAUUUGGCCUUCGAUGUCGACGACUUGCUCGACGAAUUCGCCGCCGAGGCUCAACGCCGCCGGGAACCGGAUCAGAAGAAGAAGAAGAAGAGAAGCAAGGUAAUAAGGAAGUUCCUCCCUUCAAUUUCCGGGUUCCGGUUCAAUUCCGAGAUGGAUUCGAAGAUCGAGCAGGUUUCAGGUCGAUUGCAGCAGCUAAUUGAAGAGAGAAAUGUGUUGGGUUUGGGCGAGACUGUAGCAGGAAAGGGGAAGAGCAUGAAGAAGAAGAAGAAGCAGCAGCUGCCGCCGCCGACGACUUCACUGGUCAACGAGGCUACGAUUUGGGGCCGGGAUAAGGAUAAAGAUGCCGUAAUGGAGCUGUUGAGGAUGGAAGAAGGAGAAGAAGAAAAUAAUGGAAGGAAGAGAUUCAAUGUAGUUUCUAUUACUGGGAUGGGUGGUAUUGGAAAGACUAGUCUAGCACAACUGGUUUACAACGAUGAAUCAUUGUCAUCGGAGUUCUCAUUCAAAGCUUGGGUAUCUCUGGGCGGAGAUUUCGACCCAGAAGCGAUAACCAGAACGAUUCUUGAUGGUUCCCCACGAGGUGGCGAGGAUCUGAACUUCCUUCAGCUGAAAUUGAAGGAGAAGCUGUUGGGGAAGAAGUUUCUGAUUGUACUGGAUGAUGUUUGGACACACAGGUACACAGAUUGGACUCUCCUCUGCAACCCUCUCGAAUUCGGGGCACUGGGGAGCAGGAUCAUCGUCACCACUCGUCUUCAAGAUGUGGCGAAAAUGGUUGGCACGCCUGCAGGUGAUCAGGGCUAUGCCCUCCGGCAGCUCGAGUAUGAUGACUGUUUGUCUGUGUUUCUUUACCAUGCUCUGGACGCGUCGAACUUUGAUGUCCAUCCCGGUUUGGAAGAGUAUGGGAAAGCGAUUGUUCGAAAAUGUAGAGGGCUUCCUUUAGCAGCUAAGGUCAUCGGAGGGCUUCUACGAGGCGAGCAUAAUGUCGAUGUGUGGCAAGAGGUGUUGAGGAGCUCGUUGUGGGAGUCUUCUGUGGUGAAGACCAACAUUCUUCCUGCAUUGAUGCUUAGCUAUGAUCAUCUUCCUUCCCAUUUGAAGUUGUGCUUUGCUUACUGUGCCGUGUUCCCCAAGGGUUAUGUGUUUGAUGAUGAAGAGUUGGUUCUGCUGUGGAUGGCUGAGGGCUUCCUUCAACAGCAACCAAAGAACAACAACAACAAUAGCAAGCACCCGAAAGAACUGGGGCAUGAGUACUUACAUGUGCUCGUUUCACGAUCGUUCUUCGAACAAUCUGGUGCCAGCAGCGCAUCACAGUACGUGAUGCACGACAUGAUGAGCGACUUGGCACGAUUCGUGAGCUCUGGCAUCUGCUCGAACUUGGAUGAUUCACACUGCGAUGAAUCCAGAGUUCGGCACCUGGCAUUUGCACAACGAUACUACGACAGUUGGCUGAGAUUUGGGAUACUGGAGAAGACCAAGCAAUUGCGCACAUUUCUCCCUGUUGGCUUGUCACAGCAUUCCAAUUCUUAUUACUUAUCAACGAAGGUGGUUCAUGACUUUGUUCCCAAGCUGAAACGCUUGAGGGUCUUGUCAUUUGCUCGUUACAAAGUGAAGGAGUUGCCUGAUACGAUUGGUGGCUUAAAGCAUCUGCGCAUGCUGAAUCUGUCCUUCACCGAUAUCGCAACAUUGCCAGAAUCGACAGGCAAGCUCUUCAAUCUGCAGACUUUGCUACUAAAAGGGUGCCGAGAGUUAAGUACCUUGCCCUUGAGCCUUGGUGACUUGAUCAACUUAGAAUGUCUGGAUGUCAGAGGAGCAAGUAAACUGUCGGAGAUACCAAUCGAGGUGCUCAAUCUGCCAAUGCUCAAGUUCCUUCCCGUGUUCAUGGUAUCUGCAGCAGAAAACGGCAUUGCGAUAUCUAAGUUGUCCAAGUUUAAUCCAUUGCAAGGUUCGUUCUUAAUAGAAGGGCUCCAUAAUGUGUUGAAUGCUAGGUACGCAGAGCUUGUGGGUCUAAAGGCGAAGAAGGCGAUUGGAGGGUUGGUGUUCGAUUGGUCUGGUGAUCCUGAUGAUUCGUCCCGUGAUGAAACCAUCGAUUUCCAGGUACUUGAGUCACUCGAGCCACAUGUCGAUGUCUUGGGAGUCAAGAUUCACAGCUACGGUGGCUCGAAACUACCAGGAUGGAUGGGGGACUCAUCAUUCUCUAACUUGAUGACCCUAUCAUUCGUACAUUGUCAGCGGAUCACAUCCUUGCCUCACUUCGGGCAACUUGCAUCACUGAAGAAGCUCGUGGUAGUUGAAUGUUCCAACCUGGUUGGAUUCCCUACCAAUCUUCCAUCUCUCAAUGAACUAUGCAUUCGAGGAUGCCGAGCAAUAAUUCUCCAAGCAAGUAAUGUGGAUGACGGUAAUGUUGUAUUACCUUCACUUGUUACCUGCAGGAUUGAGAGGAUUGCAGGCCUUGUAACUUUGGAUGAAACAUUCCUACAAGACUUGCCCACACUAGAGAAUCUGGAGAUCAGAGGGUGCCCCAACUUAGAAUGUUUGUGGUAUGGUACAAGCAAUCCGGCUCAUCCGAUUAGCCUGACAAGCUUAGCGGUAUGGGAUUGUGCCUCGCUUGUCUCAUUGACAGGGUUGGAACAUGAGACAUUGUUGCCUCGCAGCCUCGAAACUCUGAAGAUCAGGGCUUGUCAUCACCUGAAGAAGUUGACCUCCCAUUUCGACAACCUUACUUAUCUCAGCGUCUUGCACAUCCUGGACUGCUCGAAUUUGACAUCCUUUUUCUCAAGUGGUGGUGGUAGGGAACUGCCCGGAGGGCUCCAGGAGCUUGCCAUCCAAGGUUGUGGCUCGUUAGAGUCGUUACCUAUGGUCCCUCAUGGUCACAAUGCUCGUCUCGAGAAGUUGACUAUCGAGAUGCCUGUGUCUCUCAAGCAGCCAUGGAUCCCGAAAGGGGAGUUCCCAGAGUCGCUUAAGUACAUCGAGAUAACGAAAUGGACCUCGCUGUUACUGCAACGACUGCAGCAGAGCAAGCUCCCACAGCUCACCAGGCUCGUGAUGGGAGACAGCCCCGACGUGCAAAGCACUCCAGACUUGUACCAGUGGAACCUGUUGCUGUCCACUCCCAGUGCUGCUUUGACUGAGCUCCACAUUUGGGGUUGCGAGAACCUCACCAGUCUUCCUGAUCAGGCCAUGCUGACGCUCACCUCGCUUCGAAGUCUGUACAUAUUCGGAUGCGGGAAUCUGGAGCUUCUUACUCAUGGUGGACGAGGCUUACCUUCUAGCCUGGACUUCCUUCUGGUCGACGAGUGCCCCGCUCUGAGACAACCCAUCUCAGAGUGGAGGCUCUACACUCUAACUUCACUCCACCAGCUCACGAUCAUCGGACCAAACCCUGCAACGGACAUGGUCAGCUCCCUUCCAGACGACGAUGAUGGUGGUGGAGGAAGCCGCCUGCUGCUGCUGCCGCCGUCCCUAACACAUCUUACAGUGGUGGGGUUCAAGAAUCUGAGAUCCAUAUCUUCAGGAGGCAUUCACACCCUCACCUCUCUUCAGCAGCUGUCCAUUGAGGGCUGCUUUCGCCUCCAGGACUUCCCCAAGAGAGGCUUCCCUCCCACACUUGGGAGCUUGUGGAUCUACAAAUGUCCUUUGAUUGGUAGAAAGUGCUUAAGAGAGAAAGGAGCUUAUUGGCCCAUCCUCAAAGACAUUCCACACCUGAAUGUACGUGACUGA